CCAAGUUGGGGGGUGUAGCUCACUCAGCCAAAGACAAUCAAAGAUGUUUGAGUUUCCAUGCGCAGUGACCAGGGAGGUAAAGCGUACAGCACUAGUACCCCUCCUCCUCCUCCUCCAGCUUCGAUCACCCCGGCCUCCUCACGGCAGGGAUUUUUUUUAAUCACAUUUGAUCAGAGGAAACACCUUUUUUCUGUCUGAUUAAACUGCUCACGCGAUGCGAUUUGUGUCCGCCGGAGGAAAGACGAGAAAACUAGAUAAGACCUGUUGGCGAUGAUGGAUUACUCAAAGGCGCAAAUGUCAAGCUUUUCUGAGGAGGGCAGCUCAGCCGGGUGUCCACAGCUCAGUCCUGCUGGGGUGAAGCUGGAGGCGGUGAUGGAGCAUCUGCAGAGACAGCAAGGAGCCAAACUGGAGAUGAACCUGCAGGAGAAACAUCUUCUUCAGGCUCAGUUCCUGUUCGCCCAACAUGCUGCCGCCGCAGCCAGAGCUCCCGGCUCCCGAUUAGACUCUGCGUUAUUUGGCAAAGUAGAUGGGCCGACUUAUCAGGCAGCUCAGCGAGCCUUGAACAGCCAUCUCAGCAGACUGGAUCCAGAUGAGGAAGGUUCAGAUGAGGAGGAGCAGGAAAUGGUGGAGCCCGAAGAGAAUGAUGAGGUGGAGGAAGAUGAGGACGAGGAGGAGGAGGAUGGGCCUCAUCAGCAGGCGAAGAGGCCUCGAAUCCCCUUCCCCUUCGCUCCUUAUUCCACACCUCAGUCGUCUGCUGUGAAGCAUCUGUCUGAAUCUCCAACUUCAGCCAUAAAACAGGAGCAGGAGGAGAGAGAGCUGCUGUCUCCUGCAGGCCAGCAGGCCUUCACGUCACCCAGUGGCUUCGCUGACUGGGGCUGUGAUGAGCCAUUCAAACAGAGAGGAGGUGCCAUCUGGCCUGAGGAGAAUGAAGGAGGGAAAAUAAGAGGCGAACCAUCCAGGGACUUUGCCAAGCUUUAUGAGCUUGAUAAUGAUCCACAACGGAAGGAGUUUCUUGACGAUCUCUUUGUCUUUAUGCAGAAACGAGGAACUCCUGUGAACCGUAUUCCCAUCAUGGCCAAGCAGGUGCUGGACCUGUACAGGCUUUAUAAGCUGGUGACAGAGAAGGGAGGUCUUGUCGAGGUUAUUAACAAGAAGAUCUGGAGGGAGAUCACCAAAGGGCUCAACCUCCCAACGUCAAUCACCAGUGCAGCCUUCACCCUCCGCACACAGUAUAUGAAGUAUUUGUACCCGUUUGAGUGUGAGAAAAAGGGGCUGAGCUCUCCAGGUGAGCUGCAGGCUGCCAUCGAUAGUAAUCGCAGAGAGGGCAGACGUCCGAGCUACACCAACAGCCUGUACCGCUACUCUCCCUCCCCGAGCUCUGCUCCACAUGCCCUCCUCUCCUCAUCCACAAUGCAAACCAUUCCAACUGGACACAAUGGCCUGCAUACAUCCGCUAGCCCAAACCUAAAGAGGAAGACAGAUGAGAUGUCAACCCCUGUGAUACCCAGUCAGCUGCCCAUGGCUCUGGCACUGGGGCAGCAGCAGCAGCAGCAGCAGCAGCUGGCACAAGCUGCCACAUUAGAGCAUCUGAGAGAGAGGCUGGAGCGAGGAGCAGGAGGAGCUGCCGCCGACGGUCCAGAGAAGAAAAUGAUGCAGCUGGCGGAGGAGCAGCAGCGCCUCAUGCAGCAGGCCCUCCAACAAAACCUCCUGGCCAUCGCCUCUCACUUCAACCCCAUGAAUCUCAAACUUAACAAUGGACAUGAAAGCAAACAGGAUAUGUCUCUGAAAAUCUCCACUAACGGAGCAGCGAGUAUCAGUGUGUCUGUGGAGGUCAAUGGCACCGUUUACUCAGGAAUGCUGUUCGCCCAGAAGUCAGCUGGUCCCGUGGUGUCACAGGCUGUAACUAUGGCAGGAACAAGUGGUUUCAGUGCCCUCUCCUCCUCACACAGUCCCUCCUCUUCAUCCUCCACCUCCUCAAAAGGACCAAAUUAAAGCUCACUGGCUUUUUAGCCUGUUCUGGAAAAAUGAUUACUCAUCAUACCUCUCUUGUCAGACAAGAACUUUGUGAAUUCCAGGGAAAAUCAGCGGCAACAUAUGGCGCAGUUCCAGUUUUUUUUAUAGCAUUGUUUUUCUGUUACCUUGAGUGUGCUUUAAAUGGCUUUCAAAACGACUCUAAUGUAGAUUCAGAUCACGGUUUACCUUAGUGCCUGAAGCAAAGUAAAUGUAGUUGGAUUCACGUCGAAAGGGCUUUACAAGGUUUGUUCAGAGGUGAUUUUAGAGGAGAAAAGUGCACAAUGAGAACUGAUGCAAAGUUUGUGUGUCGCUAAUUAUCCAACAGUUCUGUAGCUGCCUUUUUCCGGAGUAGAACAAUGUGCUGCUGAUGAAGACCAAAAAAGCCUUAGCUUAAUGUCAUAGCUCCUAUCUUGUUGAAGCAUUUAGUUACAUACUUUUCACAUCUGACCACUGGUUUCCACAGAAGUGUUGCAUCCUAAAAAAUCAAGUGGAAUUUAAAAGAAAUUAGUUGCAGUUUGUUUUAAUUUUUUUGUUCAUGUUUUUCCAUUGUGAGUUAUUUUACUUUUUUAAUUUUUUAUUUAAUCGUUUGGCUCCGCCUCAAAAUCACAAAACAUUUAUUUCAUGUCAGCUGUGAAUCAAAGGCAAGAUAUGAGAGACAAGGAUUGUGUAGGAUGGAAGUGAUACACAUUUACCUCAACUGACUUCCCUCGAUGUUAAGUUUCUCUGGGAUUUCUUCUGGACUCAGGAAUGUCCUCUGGACUCAUGACAUUUAUACUGUAUCUCAUAAUAUAUAUAUUGUUGUGUUGUAUUUGUAUAAACACAGAGAAUGUAUCGAUAAUUACCUCAAGCUUUUGACAAGUGAACACUGAAACAGUGCUACCUCACUCUAGAGAAAUAUGCAAUACCUAAUGCAGCAUGUGUUGAUUUAGCCAUCUGCUGAAAUCUCCCGUAUGUGGACAAUCAAGUAAACCUAUCAUUGCAAACAAAUGCCACUGUGAACUUGACAACUGUAAAGAAAAUUAAGCUUGAUGUUUAACUCUAAGUUUUUGGUCUUUGAUUAAUGUAUUUCUUGGACAUGUGGCCAUAAGGAAUAAAACAAUCUUGGCUGCUGUAAAAA
This is a messenger RNA of Acanthopagrus latus (yellowfin seabream), 3130 nucleotides long. Its product is annotated as AT-rich interactive domain-containing protein 3A-like. The record is from RefSeq and is a predicted model, not a curated record. Gene Ontology annotation, cellular component: nucleus. Gene Ontology annotation, biological process: regulation of transcription by RNA polymerase II. The transcript has 9 exons. Gene Ontology annotation, molecular function: DNA binding. NCBI's taxonomy places the organism in Eukaryota, Metazoa, Chordata, Actinopteri, Spariformes, Sparidae. Bases 271 to 1992 code for a protein of 573 amino acids.